Messenger RNA from Sapajus apella (tufted capuchin), 4858 nucleotides. RefSeq names its product TBC1 domain family member 24 (gene TBC1D24). The record is from RefSeq and is a predicted model, not a curated record. The coding region runs from base 667 to 2346 and encodes 559 amino acids. The transcript is spliced from 8 exons. Lineage: Eukaryota; Metazoa; Chordata; Mammalia; Primates; Cebidae.
UUUCUAUCAACAGACUCAGUAAAUCCCGCAGCAGAACAGGGACUGGAUCCUAUCCCUUCCCAGUUUCCCACUGUGCUUAGACUACAAUCCAUGGGCCCCAUGGGUGUGUCUGUGCUGCCCCCUGCGCCCUGGAGCAGGGCGGGCCUGUUGCUCCCUCAGCCUUUGCACCUGCUCUGCCGGUGUCUGGAGUGCUUCGUCCUCCACAAUCCCGGCUUCUUCCUUCUCACUGCUCUGACUCAGUGUCAUCUCUUGGGGGAGGUCUACCCUCAGGACCCUCGAUAAAUUAGCUGUCACCCUCCAGACCCACUGUGUGGACCCCCACCCUCUGAAACUGUCUCUAUCUGUAAUUCUUGUGACUCACGUGUGUCAGGUGAAAUUUUUCCUCUUUUCCUGGAAUUGCAGGCUGGUCCCAAAGACAGGAGUAGGCUUUCCCACUCCAUACUCAGGGAGCUGCUGGUAGCUGGGCUGACAGGUGCCACCUCGGAGAAGCAAUGCCACCCCACCCCGUGCCUCUGCAAGGAACUCGAGGAUGGUGGGGGAGCACCAUUUAGGGUGUGAGAUGGCAGACAGGUUAGCAGAAAACCCACGGAAAGGGGGCUGCAGGAUUUAGCCACUCUGUGCUCCCCUCCUGGCAGCCCGGGGCAUCCUUCUGAGCACAGCGGCACUAUGGACUCUCCAGGAUACAACUGCUUCGUGGACAGAGAUAAGAUGGACGCUGCCAUCCGGGACCUGGGGCCCAAGGAGCUGAGCUGCACCGAUCUGCAGGAACUGAAGCAGCUGGCACGCCAGGGCUACUGGGCCCAAAGCCACGCGCUGCGGGGAAAGGUGUACCAGCGCCUGAUCCGGGACAUCCCCUGCCGCACAGUCACACCCGACGCCAGCGUGUACAGCGAUAUCGUGGGCAAGAUCGUGGGCAAGCACAGCAGCAGCUGCCUGCCACUGCCUGAGUUCGUGGAUAACACGCAGGUGCCCAGCUACUGCCUGAACGCGCGCGGCGAGGGGGCCGUGCGCAAGAUCCUCCUGUGCAUCGCCAACCAGUUCCCGGACAUCUCCUUCUGCCCCGCCCUGCCGGCCGUGGUGGCCCUGCUGCUGCAUUACAGCAUCGACGAGGCCGAGUGCUUCGAGAAGGCCUGCCGCAUCCUGGCCUGUAACGAUCCAGGCCGGAGGCUGAUUGACCAGAGCUUCCUGGCCUUCGAGUCAUCCUGCAUGACAUUCGGGGACCUGGUGAACAAGUACUGCCAGGCGGCCCACAAGCUGAUGGUGGCCGUGUCGGAGGACAUCUUGCAGGUCUAUGCGGACUGGCAGCGCUGGCUGUUUGGGGAGCUGCCCCUCUGCUACUUUGCCCGGGUCUUUGACGUCUUCCUAGUGGAGGGCUACAAGGUGCUGUACCGCGUGGCACUGGCCAUCCUCAAGUUCUUCCACAAGGUGAGGGCCGGGCAGCCGCUGGAGUCGGACAGCGUGAAGCAGGACAUCCGCAUGUUCGUCAAAGACAUCGCUAAGACGGUAUCCCCCGAGAAGCUGCUGGAGAAAGCGUUCGCCAUCCGCCUCUUCUCCCGAAAGGAGAUCCAGCUCCUGCAGAUGGCCAACGAGAAAGCCCUGAAGCAGAAGGGCAUCACCGUGAAGCAGAAGAGUGUGUCACUUUCUAAAAGGCAGUUUGUGCACUUGGCCGUCCAUGCAGAGAACUUCCGCUCGGAGAUCGUCAGCGUCAGGGAGAUGAGAGACAUCUGGUCCUGGGUCCCUGAGCGCUUUGCCCUGUGCCAGCCCCUCCUGCUGUUCUCCUCCCUGCAGCACGGGUACAGCCUAGCCAGGUUCUACUUCCAGUGUGAAGGACAUGAGCCUACCCUCUUGCUCAUCAAGACCACGCAGAAGGAGGUGUGUGGCGCUUACCUCUCCACAGACUGGAGCGAGAGAAAUAAGUUUGGAGGCAAACUGGGCUUCUUUGGAACCGGAGAAUGCUUUGUGUUUAGGCUGCAGCCGGAGGUGCAGCGCUACGAGUGGGUGGUGAUUAAGCACCCCGAGCUGACCAAGCCCACGCCCUUGAUGGCAGCCGAGCCCACCGCCCCGCUUAGCCACUCCACCUCUUCAGACCCCGCCGACCGCCUCUCGCCCUUCCUGGCCACUCGCCACUUCAACCUGCCCUCCAAGACCGAGUCCAUGUUCAUGGCUGGGGGCAGCGACUGCCUCAUCAUUGGGGGAGGGGGUGGCCAGGCACUCUACAUCGAUGGGGACCUGAACCGGGGCCGUACAAGCCACUGCGACACCUUCAACAACCAGCCCCUCUGCUCCGAGAACUUCCUCAUUGCUGCCGUGGAGGCCUGGGGCUUCCAGGAUCCUGACACCCAGUAACGGCCUGUGCCACGGUGACUGAGCCGAGGUGGGGUGGUGAGCUGGAGGCUGGGCUGCCACCUCAGGCAGCAGAGAGCAGAUGAGACCCCCAUGUGGUGGGCGGGGUUGGGGGACAGCAGGGCCCCAUGACUGAGCCUAGCACUGCCCAGACCUGCUGCUGCCUCUACCCGGGGUUGUGCUGGGCUUCCCCAGUCCACCUGCACUGGGGUCAGAGCCGGACGGGCUGCCAUGCCCCCAGCCCCACCCAGGGCUGGCAUAGAAAGCACCUUCCUCCUCCGUGGAGGCGUCCUGAGCUCAAGGCCUUGGGAGUGCCUGGACCUUGCCGCCCCUGAGCCUCUCCUGCAGCCUGAGCCCCUGGGGUGGGAGUGGAAUGGCAGCGGGAACGUGCCGCCAGGGGUGGGCUUGUGGUGCCCCCUGCUGGUGACAAGUAGCAUCGCGCCCUCCCCAGCAGGGCCCUGCAGCCUGGCUGGCUGGCGGCUGAAUCCCAGCGUAGAUCCUGAGAAGAGACUGGCACCCUUAGGCCUGCCGCCUGGUGGGACCCCACCCCCUGCUCCAGGCCUUUGCCCCAGCUCCAUCCCUAGGCCUCCUGGCCAGCUCUCAUAGUAACCCUGCUUGGCCAGCUCUGAGGCUCCCCUGGGCUGCAUUUAGGAGCUGCUGGGUGAGAAGAGGGGGGGAUUUGUGCGGGGCUCCUCCCUCAGAGAGGGUGGGGGCUGGAGGGGAUGUGACAUGUCCUUGUGUUUCUGCAGAGCCUGAAGCUUUUGCUGGGCCUCCCUGUGUGUUCUCGUCUGAAGAGGUGGCCCUGGUACAGGCCCCCAUGGACCGACUCAGACCAGCAAGCUCCAUUUCCAGGGGUCUGCCCAGAGAAGCCGGGACCCAGGGUGCUUCUCAGCCCCUCCCUUCCAGCCCAGGCCUCCCUGAGCUCCUGCAGCCUCUGUGGCCACCCAUUUUACCUCUUUGUCUUUGCCGUGACCUGGGGCCCAGGAUCACGUCCAAGCCCCUCUUUGUGGCAUGCUCAUCUCUGUCCAGCCCCAGCUGCUUCUCUGCCCUGCGCCCUCCCCAGGCCCUGGUCACACAGUACCGAGGUCCUCAGCCACCUUGCAUGGAUGCAUGUCCUCCCUCUGUCCCUCUCCUGGUGCUGUGGCUGGCCACAUGUCAGGGUUUUCUGUGCAUCUCUUACCUGACAGCCUUUGGGCCCCUGGGCCUCUGCCCUGCCUGAGCCCUGUGCUGGCCAGAUGCAGGUAGACACCAAGGGAGGCCUUGCCUCUGGGUACUGCAGGGGGCAGCCCCCCACCUUGUGACCUCCUUCAGCUGGUCUUGAGGGUCUGGGCACCACGGAGGGGAGAAGGGAGAAGCAGAGACCCAAGUGGCUGUUCUGGGACCCUGGAGGCCUGGGUCAGAGACACAGGUGCCAGCAGUCCUGCCCCCAUCCCCAUCCCUGCUUGCCUCCAGCCAGUGCCACUUGGGGUCCCCUGCACCAUGCUGCUGUCCAUCCCCACACCGUUGCCUGCUCCUCCUGUGGGCUUUCAGCCUUCCCUGACCAUCUGCUCACGUAGCCUCUGACUGGGCUCAUAGCGGGGCAGGAGGAAGAACCUGGAACCUUGUGUGGCUUCAGGCAAGCUGACACACCUGUCUGGAACUCAGUUUCCCCAACUGUGAAAUGGGGCCAGUCCCCCUGCCCUGCAGUCCUCCUCACGGGACUGUUGAGAGGCUCAGAGGGGAAGGUGUGAAUCCCCCUCACUGGGAGAGGCAUGGGAGGGAAGCUGCCACUCAUCCCUCACGGCACACUGCAGCCCUCCAAGCCCCAGCCUCUGAGCCACCCCCAAGGCCUUGUUUGUACCGCCAGCGUUGGUGUUCAUUACACACGGUCUUGCUGCAUCAGCUCCAGGAGUCCGAGCGUCUGGUCUCCAUGAGUCUGGUCUCUUCAGCCACCGGGGCCUCCAGGGGCUUCCUGGGCCUGUAGCCAAGCGGGUGUGGGAGGCUGCCCACUGAGGUGCUCACCCACAUUCUACAGCGGGAACACUGCAAGCUCUUCCAGAGGGAGCCUUCCAGGAGCAGGGAAGUCACAUCUAAGGACCAUUUGUAGGUUUCCCUCUGCAAACUUCCUGAACUGGUUGGUGAUUUCUCUGGCGAGUUAAGUCCAGCAGGUUCUGCCUGGCUGCCCCGGGGGCCCUGUCCGGCCCUUGUCGGUGAUCCUGAUCAGGAGGAAGGAUUGCUGCUGGGUCAUGAUUUCCACAUGAUGAGCGAAGUUCUUUGUUUUGUGUGUGCAUGCAAAAUAUGGUUUCUUUAAAUUUCAUAUCUUUUCCUAACUUUUCUACUAACCCAGAAGGCAUAUGUGAUUAUUUCUUUUUUAUUCUUAUCAUUGUACUUGUUAUUAUCUGAUACUAGGUAUUCCCAAAUAGAACAUAAUUUAUUUUCUUAAUGUUCUCUAUUUCUUCUUGAUUAUUUAUUAGCUUUGGAUGUUAAAAAUUAGCCAAAAGUGGCUGCUCUGCCUAUGAAGUAGCCAUUCUUUAUU